AUGGAGAACAUCCCUUAUGCUGCAGCGGUUGGGUGUCUUGGAUAUAUUCAAACCAUUUGGAGAGUUGUAAAGAAGGUUCUAAGGCAUCUAAAAGGAACCAAAGAUUACAAGCUUGGGUUUAGGCAGACGGACAAUUUAGAUGUUGUCGGUUAUUCUGAUGCGGACUUCGCUGGCUAUGUUGAUUCUCGAAGAUCAACUUCUGGGUGCAUCUUUAUUAUGGUUGGUGGGGCUAUCUCAUGGAGAAGUGUUAAACAAUCCUUAAUACCUAUUUCUACAAUGGAAGCCGAGUUCAUUUCAUGUCUCGAGGCUACUUCACAAGGUGUUUGGCUAAAGAAUUUUAUCUCUGGGCAUAGAGUUAUGGACUUUAUAUCAAAGCCAUUGAAAGUCUAUUGUGACAACUCAGCUGUAGUCUUCCUAUCUAAGAAUGGCAAAAGUGGGAGUCGAAGUAAACACAUCGACAUCAAGUUCUUAGCCAUUAGGGAGCGUGUCAAGAAUAAAGUUGUAGUCAUUGAACACAUUAAUACUGAGCUGAUGUUAGCAGAUCCCUUGACUAAAGGCAUUCCUCCAUUUACAUUCAAGGAUCUAGUUUAG
Ipomoea triloba (trilobed morning glory) is the source of this 591-nucleotide messenger RNA. RefSeq names its product secreted RxLR effector protein 161-like. The transcript has 2 exons. Lineage: Eukaryota; Viridiplantae; Streptophyta; Magnoliopsida; Solanales; Convolvulaceae. The coding region runs from base 1 to 591 and encodes 196 amino acids. The record is from RefSeq and is a predicted model, not a curated record.